AUGCAGACAAACUUUCUUUCCCAGCAAUUUAAUGCUGGUUCUUUGGCAGAAAACUCCACGGCUUGUCCAGCAAAUGCUACUAUUUGUGAUGGCACCUCUUGUAUAUUGACAGGAGAUAAUUUUAAUCAAACUUUGAGCGUAGUUUUAAGUACUGUUCUAACAAUCAUGCUGGCUUUGGUGAUGUUCUCCAUGGGCUGCAAUGUGGAAAUUAAGAAUUUCUUGGGCCACAUAAAAAGACCCUGGGGUAUAUUUGUGGGUUUCCUUUGCCAGUUUGGAAUUAUGCCUCUCACAGCCUUCUUGCUCUCUUUGGCCUUUAACGUCCUUCCUAUUCAAGCUGUCGUGGUGAUGAUCAUGGGAUGCUGUCCGGGGGGCACAGCCUCGAAUGUCAUUGCCUACUGGGUGGAUGGAGACAUGGACUUAAGCAUCAGCAUGACAACUUGCUCCACGCUGCUUGCAAUGGGAAUGAUGCCACUUUGUCUCUUUAUUUACACCAAAAUGUGGACUGAUGCUGAUGCAAUUGUACUCCCCUAUAACAGCAUUGGACUUUCUCUGGUAGCUCUUGUAAUUCCUGUUUCGGUUGGAAUAUUUGUCAACCACAAAUGGCCUAGUAAAGCGAAAAUCAUACUUAAGGUAGGUUCCAUUGUGGGAGCAGUGCUCAUCGUGCUCAUUGCUGUGGUUGGGGGAAUACUCUACAAAGGCUCCUGGAUUAUCACACCAAAAUUAUGGAUCAUUGGCACCAUAUUUCCAGCGGCUGGCUAUACUUUAGGAUUCUUUCUGGCUCGUCUAGCUGGUCUGUCUUGGAACAGGUGUCGUACCGUGUCUCUGGAAACAGGCAUGCAAAACACUCAGCUAUGUUCCACUAUAGUACAGCUCUCAUUCACUCCUGAACAACUUGAACUGAUGUUUACUUUCCCACUCAUCUACAGCAUUUUCCAGCUGUUGUUUGCACUACUAAUUUUAGGAGGCUACCGUCUUUACAGAAGACACCAUGUCAAAACAAAGACAGAUGUUGAGAAAACUGCACAAAAAGAGGAUUCAAAAUCAAGUGCUAAAAUAAAUGGAGGAUUUGUAUCAGAUGAGAUGAAAUAG
Molecule: messenger RNA, 1089 nt
Organism: Vidua chalybeata
Lineage: Eukaryota; Metazoa; Chordata; Aves; Passeriformes; Viduidae
Gene: SLC10A2
Product: solute carrier family 10 member 2
Exons: 6
Coding region: 1-1089 (362 amino acids)
Biological process (GO): bile acid and bile salt transport
Cellular component (GO): apical plasma membrane
Molecular function (GO): bile acid:sodium symporter activity
Source: RefSeq, a predicted model, not a curated record